This is a messenger RNA of Nipponia nippon (crested ibis), 767 nucleotides long. The record is from RefSeq and is a predicted model, not a curated record. NCBI's taxonomy places the organism in Eukaryota, Metazoa, Chordata, Aves, Pelecaniformes, Threskiornithidae.
AUGGAGACAAAGCAAGAGCUACCCUCCUUCCACGAGAAAGGUGCGACCAAAACUCUUGGUGUCUCUCCCCAGAUGUGCGAGAAGUUUACCGUCUGCGAGAACAGCAUGGAAAUGCUUGUCCAGAACAACCUCAACCUCCCCAAGGUGACCGAGGAAGACGGGUGUCUGCUCGCCGGCUUCGAUGAGGAUAAAUGCUUGAGGAAAAUCUCCAGCGGGCUUUACACAUUUCAGACAUACCUUGAAUACGUACAAGAGACUUUUACUAGCGAAAAGCAAAACAUCGAAUCGCUGUGCUAUAGCACAGAGCACCUGGCACGUACCCUAAGACAGAUGGUGAUAAACCCCAGUGAAGUGAUCAUCCCAGACUCAGCUACCCAGGAAUCCCUCCGUGCAAAGCUGAAGUCCGAUAAGACCUGGAUAGAGAAAAUCACCACCCACCUCAUCCUCCGAGACUUUACUUCAUUUAUGGAGAAAACCGUGAGGGCCGUUCGUUAUUUGAAAAACACCAGGAGUUUCAGUGUCUGAAUGUUUUAAUUCAGGCACAAUCCUUUGUUACAAAUCUGUCAUGUGGCAGAUGACAGUGUUGUUCUGUUUUAAGAACCAGAAAUAGUAACAAUGGUUUGCAUUUAUAUAUAUAUUCUCAUUUCCUUCUAGGAACUUAUUUAUUGUAUUUAAAAUAUUUAUUUGUUUCUAAAUGUUUCCUAUUUAUAUUUUCAAUAUUUAGAAAUAAUUUAAACAAAGGACCUAUUUUAUUUCAUUUCUAAUGG